GCCUUGAAGAAUUUCCUUGAUACUGCUGAAGCUGAAGUAAGGUCACUUAUCUCCUUGUACUCUGAAGUGGGAAGAAGUGCAGAUUCAUUGUCUCAGUAUUUUGGGGAGGAUCCAGCUAGGUGCCCUUUUGAACAAGUCACACAAAUCUUGGCUGUCUUUGUUAAGAUGUUCAAUAAAGCACGUGACGAGAAUGAGCAGCAGGCAGAUGCUGAAAAGAAGAAAUUAGAAAAGGAAGCCAUGAAAGAGCUGGCAGCAGCCCAAUCUGCGAAUGAUCGCUCAAAACCUAGUUUCCGAAUUCAGAAACAUGCUCCUUGAUCAGUCUGUACUAAAGCAGCAGGAAACCUUACUAGCGGUGAUGUGGAGGAUAAUAUGUCGGUUGCAUCUCCCCCGAUAUUCAUAAUCAUGAAUUGUGCCAGUUAUUCCAUGUUACAUGUGGUGCCGCUGCAGCUGACACUGCCUUCACUGCUGCCAGAAUUUGUUUAUGAAAAUGUGUGUAUCCUCCGAUUUGUAUAUUUACAUGGUUGGUCCAUCAGCAUUUUCAGGGCCAGUUAGCAGCCAGCUUCAAUUAUGCCUUCGCACCUCCAUUUUAUCAAUUUUUGUACACCUAUCUAAAAUGCAGAGGACACUCUAAAUGUGAUACGGAAUGCCCAAAUUGUCAAUAUUCAAGUUUCAAAAUAUAUGUGACAAGUUCAGCAACAAGUGGUUUUAUCUAUGGAAGAGAAAUCUCUCUCUCUCU
Camellia sinensis is the source of this 736-nucleotide messenger RNA. The record is from RefSeq and is a predicted model, not a curated record. NCBI's taxonomy places the organism in Eukaryota, Viridiplantae, Streptophyta, Magnoliopsida, Ericales, Theaceae.